GCUGGUGCCGGGAGGCCGCUUGGGAGCCCCACGAGUGGAAGCAGAGGCCGGCGUAUUCAGAGAAAGUGCUUCGGGGAAAAGGAGGGAGUGAAUUGGGAUCUCAGUGGACCUGUUGGGGUACAUUCUGCAGGUCCCCGAUGAACCCAGGGAACCCUCCACCGUAUCCGGGCCCUGGUCCGACGGCCCCGUACCCACCUUAUCCACAACAACCAAUGGGACCAGAGGGCUACCCUCCAGGACCUAUGGGGGGACCCUACCCACCUCCUCAGGGUUACCCCUACCAAGGAUACCCACAGUAUGGCUGGCAGGGCGGACCUCAGGAGCCUCCUAAAACCACAGUGUACGUGGUGGAACGGGAAAGGAAGAUGGACAUGGACACCGGGUGUCAGGCAGCCCUGGCCGCGUGUUGGACUGCCCUGUGCUGCUGCUGCCUCCUGGACAACUUGAAUUGAGCAGUUGGGACCCAAGUGCUCCCUCCAGGCCCACUGCCUUGUUACUGGAAUAAACAAUUAGUGCUGCACCA
Messenger RNA from Prionailurus viverrinus (fishing cat), 523 nucleotides. It is a transcript of the gene CYSTM1, whose product is annotated as cysteine rich transmembrane module containing 1. The coding region runs from base 138 to 452 and encodes 104 amino acids. The record is from RefSeq and is a predicted model, not a curated record. The transcript is spliced from 3 exons. NCBI's taxonomy places the organism in Eukaryota, Metazoa, Chordata, Mammalia, Carnivora, Felidae. Gene Ontology annotation, cellular component: extracellular exosome.